Poecilia reticulata (guppy) is the source of this 1200-nucleotide messenger RNA. Lineage: Eukaryota; Metazoa; Chordata; Actinopteri; Cyprinodontiformes; Poeciliidae. The record is from RefSeq and is a predicted model, not a curated record.
AGUCCCGCUUUUAUUUGGUCAGAAAUGUAACCCGUCGUUUUUCAGUCUGUCGUCUGGUUCGUUAGUUAUCGACCUUAAUAAAUAAAACUGUYAUUUAAAUCCAGCAGCAGUGGCUUCAUGUGAAUGUUAUCUGUGAAAUAACUCCAGAGAAUCUUCCCGGACAUAAAUACUGAGUCCUCCAGGUUUCAGCAUUUAGCCUGAYCCGGACAUCAGCGGUGUGACAACAGCCUAAAGCCCUGGUCCUCUGAGUUCAGGAGUGAUGACCACCAUCUCCAAGCUGACCAAGACCUGCGUCCUGCGGCUGACCCCGGACCAUCUGUUCUUCAUCCUGCCGGGAAAAGUGACCAACGGAGGAGUCGGCAUGUGGUGCCAGCUGCUGCAGGCCAACUUCUUCCAGGAGUACCAGAUGGAGGGCGUGACCUCUGAGGUCAGAAGUUAGUGCACCCCUCCUCUGUAGGUCUUCAGAGUGAAUGAAGUUCAGUGUUUUGUCUGAUGACCUCUGACCCCUGACCUCCAUGUAUCCCAUCAGCCCACCCUGUCCAGCGUYGGCAGAGUCGUCACUCACGACGUUCCCGUCGACGUGAUUCCUCGAAGGCUCUGGCAGGAAUUCCAGGAAUCCGGCGUUCCGGACUUUGAUGUGAGCGUCUACCUUCCUCCUCUGAAGACGAUGAAGAGUGUGGUGGACAGGAUGAAGAACCUCUCUAACUUCCUGGUGAUGGAGGCCAACCUGAACGGAGACAUGAACCUGAAGAUCCAGACCGACCUGGUUUCUGUCACCACUCACUUCAAAGACCUGGGGAACCCUGCAUGGGGCGACGUCUCCUCCCAGGACGGAGGCCCGACUCAGAGCAGAGACCCAGAGGUCAUGGCAGAGGUCACGGUGGACAUCAGGAAGCUGCUGCAGUUCCUCAUGGGUCAGCAGGUCAACCCCAGCAAGGCCCUGUGCAACAUUGUCCAUCAGAACGUGGUCCACCUCGUCCUGCUCCAUGAAGACGUUUCUCUGCAGUAUUUCAUCCCUGCUGUUUCCUGAUCUGAUCCUCUGCAGAUGAUCUGGUUCUGGUCGGGUUCAGAGAGCUGGAGCUGCUUUCUCUACCGGACCCAGAGSAGCAGAUUCAGAACCUCCAUCCAGACUUUAUAAAGACUUUACCUGCUGACCUGAGCUSCUGCACUAAUUAUUAAAUGUUUUAUAUUUAUACAGAG